GCGAACCCUGCGCCAGGCGGGGAAGCCGGCGUCGGACCCGUCAGCAGCCGGCGGCGGUCGUCGGGGGCGGCGGCCGCGCUGCUCGGUGCGAGCCGGUCCCGCGGCCGGGCGGGCGGUCCGAGGGCGCGGCGCCAUGAAGCUGUACAGCCUCAGCGUCCUGUACAAAGGCGAGCCCAAGGCGGUGCUGCUCAAAGCCGCGUACGACGUGUCCUCCUUCAGCUUCUUCCAGAGGUCCAGUGUUCAGGAGUUCAUGACCUUCACGAGUCAGCUGAUCGUGGAGCGCUCGGCCAAGGGCAGCAGAGCUUCAGUCAAAGAACAAGAAUAUCUGUGCCACGUCUACGUGCGAAACGACAGCCUUGCAGGGGUGGUCAUUGCUGACAGUGAAUAUCCGUCCCGGGUGGCCUUUACCUUGCUGGAGAAGGUACUAGACGAAUUCUCCAAGCAGGUGGACAGGAUAGAGUGGCCAGUCGGAUCCCCUGCUACAAUUCACUACACGGCCCUAGAUGGCCACCUCAGUCGAUACCAGAACCCCCGAGAAGCUGACCCCAUGAGUAAGGUGCAGGCUGAGCUGGAUGAGACCAAAAUCAUUCUGCACAACACCAUGGAGUCUCUGCUGGAGCGGGGGGAGAAACUAGAUGACCUGGUGUCCAAGUCUGAAGUGCUGGGGACACAGUCUAAAGCCUUCUAUAAAACGGCCCGGAAGCAGAACUCAUGCUGUGCAGUAAUGUGACAGCAGCGCGCAGAGGCCCCUGGGCCAAACGCCAGUCAUUCGCAUCAGAACCACAGUCCCUGGAGAAGCAGAGCCACCACAGGAAGACUCUGCACCCCUGGAGCCCUUGGCAGGGACCAAGGGGUCGCAGAACGGCCUGGGGGUGGGGAACAUUCAAAUUUACAUGCCUGGUGAUUUUUGAAAAGAUGGUUUGAGGCCCCCAGGGAUGUAUUAUUGGGCCAGAUGAAACCAUAAACUCUUGAGUGACUCACA
Panthera uncia (snow leopard) is the source of this 982-nucleotide messenger RNA. It is a transcript of the gene YKT6, whose product is annotated as YKT6 v-SNARE homolog. Gene Ontology annotation, molecular function: SNAP receptor activity. Gene Ontology annotation, biological process: endoplasmic reticulum to Golgi vesicle-mediated transport. The transcript has 7 exons. Gene Ontology annotation, cellular component: Golgi apparatus. The record is from RefSeq and is a predicted model, not a curated record. The coding region runs from base 134 to 730 and encodes 198 amino acids. Lineage: Eukaryota; Metazoa; Chordata; Mammalia; Carnivora; Felidae.